AAAAGAAAAGAAAAAUCUCAACUUCCUGCAGACAACACUCUUAUACAGCAAGCAUACAUACAGGGCCAUGGCAAACGGAGGUCUUAAUAACAGUUAACAGUAAUAGUAAGAAAAGAAAACAUAUGAUUUAUGAAACGAAAGAGGGAGCUGUAGAGUUUAAUUUUUGAAAUUGUGAUCCAAAACCCUAAACCCAUCCACACACCAAUGCAGCUCCUUCAACUUCAAUCCCUCACUCUCCCUCUACUUCCAAAACCCCUAAAUUUAAUCCCAAAACUACCCCUCAAAACCCAAAGAAAACCCUCACCGGUCCUCUCAUGCUCUCCCACCGACCAAGAACUACAAGUCCUGGAAGCCGCCGUGUUGGACUCCGACGAGAAGAGCCUCCCCUGCGUGCGAACCUACGAGAACGACUCCUCUCGCCUCGCUCUCGUCGGAGCCGUCUCCUUCCACCAGGCCUUGACGGCCGCCGCUGCCGACGGUGGUCGAGCCGCCGACGAGCACCUCGACUCCGGCAUCCCCGCUAUGGUCAUCGAGACCGUGUUCCCGGCCCGCUCCGAUGACCACAGCACCGUCUCCACUCGACUGUUUUUGCCUGCUAGGAAAGUUAGCGAAAGAGCGAAAAAGCUCAGGAGGUCUAUCUCAGAAGAUAUGCUGUUGAGCACCACCUCUAGAAAUAUACUUGCCAUGACAUUUAGACAAGUAGUUUUGGAACAGCUUUGGAGCUUUGAACUGGUUGUUUUUAGACCUGGGUCAGAAAGAAAUAUGGAGGAUCUGGAAAACCCAAGAGAGCAGGUCCCUGCAUCUUUUUCUCUUAGCUCAUCAGAUGAAAGGGCUAUCGCUGUGCUUGCGGAAGCUAUUUGCAUUUCUGCUCUUCAAAGCACUGAAAGACAUUUCCUUGAUAAUAUAUUGAGCAAACCUUCAAGUAAUAUCUUCCGUUGGUUUCGAAAGCCCACAAGGAUUGCAUCAAAAGAUUCCUCAGUCAUCAUAUAUGAGUUAUUUGAGGAUGAGAUAAUUGAAAAUGCCAAGACUCUGUUAGAAGAUUUUAAUUCAACAAAGGAAGGCUAUAAGCCCAAGAAAACAGAAUCAAAGCACCAUUGGUGGAUGCUGUCAGGACAGACUGAAUUGGAAAAGAUUGGUGGUCCACAGUUCAGUGCUUGGACAAGGGAGUAUGUUCCUGCUUAUAGGCUACAAAUUGACACAGAUAUACUCAAGAAUAUAAAAUUUGAGGGCUGGAAAAAGUCUACAAAUAAUGUGUGGGAAGUACUUCUCACGCACUCCCAAAUGGUUGGAUUGGCAGGCAUUUUAGAUCUCUACUAUGAAGAUCUUUACUCGCUGCCCAACAAACAACUAUCAUGUGGUGUGGUUGCAAAUUUUGCAAACUUGUCCAACAAAAAGAGGAGGUCUUCUUGGUUGAAAAUGAUGUCUGUUAGCCUUGCGAGUGGAGUUUUUCUGGUUAUAAUCAGUGCUCUUGGUCAACUUGGUUUGCCUCAUCUAAGCAAAGGAGGAAGGUACCCUGUAGAACAUAGGCCUCUUCCAUCAUCUGAAGUUGACUGUGCACUAAUCCAGUCUCUGGAUGCGAGAGAGUUGGAAGAAUUCGGCGUCUCAAUUGUCAAAAAGAUAAAAGAUGCUUUUGGUUGGGCCGGUGAUAUAAGGACUGAAACAAGAAUUGGUGCUUGGACUGGGGAAUUACCGUCCUACCUGAGGAUGGUUGGUGAAGCCGAUUCCAAUAUCGAAGGCAUUUCAACUGCCCCUUCAGAGAAAAUUGACACAGACAUGAGAAUUUCUGCCCAUGAUAUUGCUAGUUAUCAGGUGGUUUUGUCAACUGAUGGAAAGUUAGUUGGGUUCCAACCUACAAGCCGGGUUGCUGUUAAUCGUUGGGCUGCUAAUCCCUUAGCAAAGGAGUUGUAUGGUGGAAGAAAGCUCUCCCCUGGUUUUAUUGAACCUGGUCUCAAGUUCCAUCAUCCCAGUGAGCUAGUUGUAAUGGAGUUGCUGAUGUCGGAAAAUCCAGAUGCCUGUUUUGCUUUGGCCAGGCCUUUUCGAUGAUCAUUGCCUAGUUGUUAUAUGCGAAAACUACUGCCUGUUGCUUGUCAUUCUAUCCCCAUAGGGUUUAACGCCAUUAUACUGGAAAUUCAUAUGUUAGAUUAUAUCGCCACAGGAAAUGUUUUGUUUGAAUAUCCAAAUACCAUUCUAGCCUCUCUAGGUGUUAGCGUCAUUAGCCCUGAGAUUUGAAGGAAUUGUUGGAAGAUGAGUCUAAAUUAUUAUAGGAAAGAAGGGGAUGAUCUUUCCUCUAAACAAUUUCUUGUUGAUAGAAUAUAUUGAUUGCAGAGAAAGCAAGAAUGCUACUUAGGGUAACUGUGAUAAAUGCUAUACUUAGGUUGCGUUUGA
Quercus lobata is the source of this 2385-nucleotide messenger RNA. Its product is annotated as deneddylase. The transcript is spliced from 8 exons. Lineage: Eukaryota; Viridiplantae; Streptophyta; Magnoliopsida; Fagales; Fagaceae. The record is from RefSeq and is a predicted model, not a curated record. The coding region runs from base 205 to 2043 and encodes 612 amino acids.